UUUUUCCUUUUAUGUGGAAAUUAUUCACAAAUACACACAGAGUCGUUCAAUGAACAAUUUUCUCAUCAAAUACAGUCCUUUUUCUUUCUUUUUUUCUUUCAAUUUUCUUUGCACAAAUUGUCUCUCUCGUGAACGUCACGAACGCACGAAUGACUCACUUAUUUUUCUUAUUCUUUCAACAACAACAAAUGAGAGAACUGACGUAGCUGCGUGCCAAUUUGAAAUUUGCAACUAAAAUGCGACCAAAUUGCGACGAGGCUUUGGAAAAUUUCUCUCACAGCACACACAAAAUUGUCCUUCACACCUCCUCGCGCAAGAAUCACGAGAUGGGCGAUAAGAGUUUACUUUUUGAUAUGGCUAAAAACAGCGAGUUUUCAAAAGUGAAAAAUUCGUUUUUUUUUUCUUGUCUCAAAGACGUGAAACUAUCGUGAUGUCCCCACCGCGCCCGUACACUCUGAGUGGGCCCCACGGAAUAAAAGGCAACACACCACUAAAGCAUAAGCAAUGUUUGAGAAUUGACACUGUUGUGUAUACAAUACCCCACACAACACACAUCGCAUUCAUACUUCUCACACAUUUUCUAUAUAAAACUACAUACAUACAUAUGUAGGUAUCUAUAUAUAUAAGAAAAAUUCACGCGCGCGAUAAUUUUCUUUUUUAUUCUCUUCAUCAUCAUCACCAUCAUCAUCGUACACUUCUCUCAUUCUCCAAUACCUCCCAACCAAAGUACUUAGUUGGUUGAGUAAUAAGUUGGUAAGUAGUGAGAUACCUACACCCCAAUACAGCUCAAUUCAAUAUAUUUUCCCACCACACAGAAGCGCAAUUUUAUAUUGAAUACAAACAUACAAAAGUUGACUUUUUUUUCUUUCGCAUUUCUUGUCAAACGUGUGCUGCUUGAUUGUCCGUUGUGGAGUCAUUUUUAUUUAAUUUUUUCACAACAUUUUGGGAUAAUAUUCGUGAUCAUACAUAGCUACCACACAUAUAUACAACAUACAUUUGAAUGUAUAAUAUUUCCUCAAUAAUAUAAAAUUUAAUUCAAUAUAUUUGUGACUUUGAUGUCACUACACCCAUGAUGGAAACUUUAAACUUUACCCCCAUCAACAUUUCUCGGUGCUAUAUUCUUUACCAAUUUACCAUGGAGGUAGGUAUGUAAUUACCACAGAGAACUUGGAGACUUUAUUCGAUUUACAAUAUGUUGUUGGGAAUGUUCGUGUCAUACACAAAUACAAUUGAAUUAGUACAGUACAGUUGAGUAGUUUUGGGACAGAAUUUUCAAGUUAUUUUCUAUAGUUUUAUAACUGCAAAUAAUUUACCAAAUAUUGACCAAUAAUUGAGCAUAUGUUGAUUGAUAAUUGACUAACUAAAUUGUAAGAGAAAUAUUUGAUCAACAUUUAAGCAAUUCAAGAUAAAAUUUAUUAAUUUAUCCUAUAGUUUAGAAGAAAUAGCUGAAUUGCUCAAUAAUUGAUCAAUGAUUGAGCAAAAAUUGUCCAAAGAAUAAAUGAGUAUUUUCUCAAUUAUAUUAUUUCCUAUUUAAUCAAAAAUAACCGCAUGAUUGAGCAAUACUUGAUCAAAUAUUGAGCAAAAAUUCAAUCAAAAAAUAAAAUGCAAAAUAGAACCAUAAUUGAUCAAAUAUUGAACAAAAACUUCGUCAAAAAAAUAAACAAAAAAUAGGGGUGAGCGGGGUUAACAAAGUCACUUAAGGGUUUAGAAAAAGCUCAAAAUAUCAUAUUUCCCAAAUAGAUAAAGCAAAAUGUAUGGCUCAAUUCUUUAGGAUAUUUCUUGCCCUACAACUCUUUCUCAGAUCAUUUUGUUCUAUCUAGCCAGGAAAUAUGAUAUUUUAGGCUUUUUCCAAACCCUUAAGUGACUUUAUUAGCCCCGCCCUCCCCUACCUAGAAGAAUUAUAUUUGAUUAAUAUUUGACUCAUUUUCUAACAAGAAUUGAUUGAGAAAAAAUGACUUAAUAUUCUCUCAAUUAAUUUACUCAAUAUUUAAUCAAUAAUGAACGCAUUUUUGAGCAACCAUUGGACCAUUAUUGGGCAAAUAUAGUUCAAUUUUAUUUUAAUUUGUUUUUCAACGCAGAUUUGACGAUUUUUUGAUCAAUUAUUGAGUAUUAGUUGCUUUAAUUGAAUUCCUUUACUAGAACGCCUUUUUUUCUCCCUCCUUUGCAUCUUUAUGUUUGAAAACUUAUAUAGCAUUAUGAAGAAAACUUCUACGUAACUCUCACGUUGGGUUGUUGUGUUCGCAGAGUUCAUCUCAUUGAGAAACUUUCGAUGCUUUUUCAUGCGCAAGAGAUGCCGCAAAUAGAGUUAUGGGAAAUUCAAACUAAAAGUCUAUUGAAUGCGGGUAGUUGUGGGUGGAUGGAGGUGAAGAUUUUAAUAUGCAACGUCACACAAAUAAUCCCACAAAAUAUAGCCACACCGUGUACCCACACACCAACCACUCCAAAUGGAUUCUAAGGGGUAAUGGAAUGAAUUGGCAAAUUGAAACGAAUACGGGGGUGGGUAGUACUGGAAAAGAACGGGUAGUUGCACGCGAGGUUUAACAUUUACGUGCUGUGGAUGAGUUUUUUUUUAUUGAGUGGAAAUGCGAGCAAAUACAAUAUUUGUAAAUGAAAAAAAGUUCUCUUGGUUUACCAAUAUGUGGUGAAGGGAGCUUUUAAAACUUUAUUUUAUUUUCAAUAAAUUAUUCUAUUCAAUAGAAUGUUGUUGAAAUGAAAGUUUUAUUGGAAAAAUAUUCGGUUUUUAUAAAUUUUUAAAUUUUUAGGCUUAUUUCAAAAUAAAAAAUAAAUAUUUUAAAAAUUUUCCAAUGAGUAAAAUAACAAUAAUUUGUCUUAUUAUUUAAAUCAUAACAUUGGCAGAAUCUACACGACAGUUGGUGUAAUUGAUAGAGCACUCCGUUCAUACCCUAAAGAUCGCGGGUUCGAGUACAAUUUACAAACAAUUAUUUAAUCUUUUUUUUUACAUCUACUAAAUUUUUCUUAAAUUAAAAAUUCAAUCAGAAACUUAAAGAAAAACUUCUCAAAAAAGCAGAAGAAUAAAUAAAAAAACCAACAAAUAAACUUCUCAAAUGAAAGCUCAGCUUUUUAUCCAUCAUCCCUGAAAGAUUUUUCGUCAUUUUCCCCCUUAAAAGCUUUUGAAAAAAAUGAUGAAAAAGCUUCCUGAUGAUUGAACUAUUUCAUGGGAAUAGUAAAAUGUAUUGGAAGCAAUAACUUCCAUUCUUUCUCUCAUUACUUUUCCUGCAGUCACAGCAGAAAAUUGAGAAGAGUACUUGGGUACUAUAUCCGCGCAAUAUUGAGGAAUUUUCCGGGAUUUCCUUUUGUAAAAAUGUACAAAUUGGAAAUAUUUCUCUUUCAACCACCUCUCUGCUACUUUAUUUUCAAUUUCGUUUGUUGAAGUAAGUUCUGAAAAUUCUUCUUUUAAGCUCCUAAAAUGAGUUUAUUUGUUUGGUUCAUUCCCUUUUGUUGUGUUCUAAUAGCAAAAGAAUAAAAGGAUAAAAGUUCAAAGAAGUUCAAAAGAAAAAAAUAUCUUUAUGAUUGGUUUCGCAGCCCCAAAGGGUUGAUUUCCUCUCUCUCUCCCACUCACUGUUGAGAACUUUAAUGAAUAAAUUGUAUAUGUAUGAAGCAUGUGGCUCAAUUGUUAGCUGACGGUCAUUUAGAAUGACUCGACGUGAGUUGAGAAUUUUAUUAAUCAUUGCAAAUUAUAUGGCACAAGAAUGGUUGCAAAAUGAAAAAAAGAAAUAAAAAAACAUUACUCUAUGAACAAAAUUUUGUUUGAAAAAAAAAAAUAGUUUUAUUGUCUCUCUGAGAGAUGUAAUAAAAAAAUCAAUUUAUUCUCAAUUAUUUCUUCUCUUAUGACCAACUCCAUGUCACAUCUAUGCGAAAAGGAUGAAUGUAGUAUGAAAGAAGAAUAAUCAAAGCUUUAAAAAAAAAGCUCAAUGUGAUACAUACUGCACUGAUAAAAAAAGCGCUUGAAAGUUUAUUUCAUUCCUCACACAUAUUGACGUAGAAUUGACUCAAAAGCUUUCAUUAGUCUCACUGCUGUGUGAAUUUAUAUUUCAUCGCACACACACGUGAAUGAAUAUAUUGUAGUUGUGAUUGGAAACUAGGCGGAAGGUUUGAUUACUGUGGUGAGGUUAUGACAACAGAAAUCAAUGAAUUCUUCGGAUAAAUAGGCAGGUUGUAGUUGAAAAUUAGCUAAAAGGAGAGGUUUGUUGUGUGUGUGGUUGUUCCACAGCGAGAAUGUGUGCAAGAAUGGAUUUUAAGUACGUCUCCAAAGUAUGUCGUUGGGUCUCCAAGACGAUUUCAAUAUUUGUAUUCACGAUAUACAGUUCCAGGGAGAAAUUUUGAGGCAAGAAAUUGAAGAAAAAGAUUUUUUUUAAGAGAUUUUUUUUGUGAUAUGUUGCAAAUCGAACAUUGGAAAAACUGCGCAUAAAUUGCUGAGAAGUUUAGAACAACUAAUAUCUUUUGAAAAAUUUUGAAGAAAGAAUUAGAAAAUUAAUUAAUUAAAACUAUUAAAGAGUUUGAGAAAAAAAUAAGAAAAAUUAAUUUGUUAAGAUUUCUUGUGAUAUGUCGCAAAAAAUACAUUGGAAAGACGGCGCAGAAAUUGCAGCAACGAUUAGAAUGCCCUAUAACCUUAAAUUACUAAUAAUUCCAUGAAAAAAUUGAAAAACUUUGAAGAAAUUUGAAGAAAAUAUUGAAGAUUGUUUGGCAAUGGCAACUAUUGAUUUUAAGACAAUAAUUGCCCAAUUUUCAUUCAAAUGUCUCCCAAACAUUGCCCAAUAUUUGCGUAGAAACUGCUACAACGAUUAGAAUGACCUAUAACAUUAAAAUACAAAUAAUUCCAUGAAAACAUUGAAAAACUUUGAAUAAAAUAUUGGAGAUUGUUAUUGUUAUUACUAAGACAAUAAUUGCCAAAUUUUCACUCAAUUUUCUCCCAAACAUUGCCCAAUAUUUGCGCAGAAGCUGCUACAGCGAUUAGAAUGAUCUAUAACCUUAAAUUACUAAUAAUUCCUUAAAAAAAUUGAAAAAUUUGGAAGAAAUUUGAAGGAUUUUAAGACAAUAAUUGCCAAAUUUUCACUCAAUUUUCUCCCAAACAUUGCCCAAUAUUCUCCCAAUCAUCAAGGCAUCAUUCUAUUUCAAAUUCUUUUGUGAUUUUACGUAAUUAAACAACUUAUUUGUUCACUUUUUAUUAUUAAUCCAUGCCCAUUUAUUAAAAAUUUCCCACCUAAUACUACCCUACAUUGACUAAAUUUUUCCCUCAAUGAUUGAUCAAACUUUGAGAUACUUUCUUUACUGGGUAAAAAAAUAGAACCUUCCCACAAACUUUGCAUGAAAUGAAAAAGGAAGUUCAUCUCCCCCUUUUUUUAACACAACUCUUCAUGCCAAUAAGUUAAAAAGUGAAAAAUUAUGUUAAUUAUCAACUUCUGAAAGUCAAUCUGGGCGCUUCUUCAUACCUCAUUUUAACUCCCUAAUCAAAUUCCUAUUUAUUUUUUUACCCCCCACCUUUCUCAUCCACAGCGUGCAGAGCAACUCUCUCGUGAAAAGGGUCUUCCGUGAAAGGAAAAACCUCAUCAAUGGAGAAAAUUCUGCCAAAGAGAAAGAGGAGAAGAUGAAGGGAGAAAAAAAAAACAUGCAAAUCACCCUCAAGAAGAAAAUUUCUAAUGAAGCUGAAAGAAAAAAGUGGGAAAACACCGUACAGUGUUUAUCCUAUGAAUUUCCCAAGAGUGUGUGGUGAGGGAUGGGGGGUGGGAAACCCGUGAAAAGGGACGCUUGUAGAUAAAUGAACAUGACUCAAUAUUUCCUUGCACGUCUUUCACACACAACACAACACAUCUUCAUCAAACACUUUGGAAGUGUUCACGACGAUAAGAACUUUUGAAACAUGGAGGUAAAAACCCAUUGGAAAGACCAGGAAUGACCAAGAAAAAACUCCCAAAAAAAAAUGAUGAAAAUUAGGGAAUUUCUGAACACAGAUCCCUUCAGAAAGAUACGAGAAAUAAAUGUGAAUGGAAACUCCGUGAAAACGUUAUCAAAGACAAAUCAAAGCAAAUCCUAUGAUUUUGGACAAGCGCCCGCUAUCAAACCUACUUGAAGUACUCAGAAAUACCCAACUGAUAACACCUCCAUACGCACCUCAUUCAAUAUAAAAGACAGUGACCCAUUGCCAAAAAGUAUUAUUGUGAAGAUUGUGGUCUCGAGUGAAAAGUCAAGUGCAGAGAAAAAGUCUUUAAAAAAAAAAUGAUUAAGUUCUUUAUUCUAACUACCCUCGCUGUAGCAGCUCUUGGAAGCGAUCUUCCAACACCCCAUGACUUUAUAAGCGCCGUGUGGCACCUUCAGAAUGAAGUAGGAGUCACGGAGUAUGCUGAGAAUUUCAUUGUUGGCGGGAAUACCGCCUCACCGGGCCAGUUCCCCUAUCAGGCCUCCCUCAGAACAUCGGCUAAUGCUCAUUUCUGCGGUGGUAGCAUUGCCAACAAUCGAUGGAUUGUCUCAGCUGCUCAUUGCACUGUUGGCCGCACAACAGGCAACACAAUUGUCGUUUUGGGUGCACACUCAAGGACUGCGGGCGGAACUACUCAUCAGCUCUCUAGAAUUGUCAAUCAUCCCCAGUAUAACGCUAAUACGAUUGCCAAUGAUGUGUCCGUUGUGCAAACGGCCAAUGCCAUUGUUUUUACAAAUCUCAUCCAACCCAUCCCCCUUGGAUCUAAUCACAUUGGCGGUGGUGUAACGGCUGUGGCUUCGGGAUGGGGUCUUACAUCUAGCCCCGGAAGUCUAGCUGCUAAUCUACAAUUUGUUCACGUGCAAACACUAACAAAUGCCAAUUGCCGCAAUAACAUUGGUGGGAAUGGUGCUCUUGUUUUUGAUCACAAAAUCUGCGCUGGAGGUGUUGUGGGACAAGGAGUUUGCACCGCUGACUCCGGAGGACCCCUUGCAGCUGGUAAUACGUGCAUUGGGAUUGUCUCCUGGGGCAUCCCGUGUGCUCGUGGCUUCCCAGAUGUCUAUGAUCGCGUUUCUUCCCAUCGCAAUUGGAUUGUUGGGCACUUCUAAGAAACUUGAGAAUUCAUAGAAACUUAAAGGCUUCAAAGAAACGUCUUCCUUUCUCUUUUACGCGAAGCUCUAGUAUAACGAAGCUCCCGUACAACGAAGCACCCUAAGUGGCAGACCAUGGCAAAAACACUCAAUCCCACAAUAAAAUUAAUUAAGUUUGCAUAAAAUGUCUUGAUUUUUUCUUCUUCUCUGUUCUUUCACCAUUUUCAAUAUCUCGGAAUUAAAACUAAGAAGGAAAGUGUUGAUUCUGACACAUAGCAGCAAUUCCCGCACUUAUAAGCGAAAAUGGAAUUCAAUCUCAUUAAAAACUCUCUUUCUCUUUACUCCUCCAGCGUAAGUCAAUAUUGCAAGGGAGAAAGCAUAAAAUCCAAUUAAGGGAAAAGCAAACACGCAACAGGGUGAGAAAAAAAAUUAAGAGAAAAAUAUAUAUUUACUUCCCUUCAUCGCAUCGAUACCAUUGGAAAAUAAUAAUAAUAACUCCAUCCAAGGGACUGAGUGAGACAGAUUGUACAACGCAUAGAUUUUAAUUAAAAUCACCAACCAUGAUGGAGGAAUAUUAAUAUAGAGAGACAAAACCAUUUUGCUAUCUUAUCUCAUGAUAAUCACAGGGCAAACAUUCCAUCCAACAUCCCACGUUAUUUUCGCACCAAUCCACCGCAUAAUCAGCAAAUGUAUAAUACAGGAGGUUUAUCCAAUGAUUUUACCACCAAAUGGGGAUUUAUUUUACGGGAAAAAUCAAAAAGGAAUCGCUAGAAUGGAGGGGAGGACGAAAAUGGCCAAAUUGUCCAGUGAAAGAAACAGCUGAAUAAUUUAAAAUUUAUUUAAUAAAACUUGAAAGAAUUUAUUUCUUUCAAUUCCAAAUGUAAAUUACUUUACUUUCUAUUAAUUAAAAAAAUAUAUUUCUUAUACGAAAAAAUGUAAUUUACUUAAGAAUUUUAGCUAAGACACAUUAUUGUAUUAUACAAAAGCAAAAAAAAAAUUAUUAACCUUUUCUAAAGAAUAAUUAAUAUUAUUUGCCCAAAAAUUAAAAGGAAAAUCAACAAAAAAUAAUGAGCAAUAAAAAAAAGGUAGUUUUCCUAUAAUAUUAGCUAAGACACUUUACAAAAAAAUUAUACUAUUUAGAACAAGAAAAUAAAUAAGAAAAAUAAUGAAAAUCAUCUUAUAUUGAAAAGAUGAUUUUCCAUUGAAAUGAUAUUUUUUUUUCUUGCUCCAAAGGUAAUCUUUUGUAAUGUGUCUUAGCUAAAAUAUUACCUACUAUAAAUAGAAACUAAUCGUUUUUAUUGCUUUUAAUUAAUUUUAAUUUAAUUUUAAUAAAAAAAAAAGAAUUUUUUUCAGAAUCAAUACUUAGAUUUUUUCUUAAUUAUGUUUUACCAAUUUAUAGCACAAAGUGUCUGUACUAUUUUAUUAUCAAAUGUUGCAAAUUCUUUUCACACGGAUUAUCGUUAAUUUUACUUCUCCAAGUACUCUUAUUCAUCUAUGUUUGAUAACUUUUUGAAUGUUUGAAAUUACUUUUUAUAGCAAAAAAUGUGUCUUGAGUAAAAUGUCAAAUAUACCCAAAAUUUAUUUUAAAAUCAUUAGAUUAAUUUGUUUUUAUGAAAAAUCUUACAAAAUACAAAUAUUCAGUAGAAAAUAGAAGAAAAAAUCAUAAAAUUAACUCUCAGAUUAAUUUAUAAAUUUUAUGGUUUGUGUCCAGGAUGCCAUAAAAAUUUUAAAAAUGAAAAAAUUCAAUUUUCUCAGUAAUUUCCAAAUAUUUUCCUUUAAAUAUGAAAACUUUCGAUUAUUUUUCAUUCAGAUAAGCACCCCCUACCACCCUCUCACCUAUUUUCCACCCUUCAAAACACAACGAUCAUCCACAACGCAGCCUUUUCGUCCAUAUUGUGUGCGUGGAAAUGAUGGUAAAUUCACCCGCAUUCAUUCUAAUUAAUCAUCACAUUAACAUUUCUCUGCUAACAGAGCAAACUUGUCCAUUUGUUUUCCCACCCACCCCCCAUUAUUAGUUGACUAUAUCACCCAGCAAACACACUCUCGCGCACUUUGGCGAUUCAUUGAAGGAUAAAAGUUCAUGUUCAAACACAACUCUCAACUGCGCUUUAAAUGCAAACAAAUUUGCAUUUUGAUACGCAGCAGCAGCAGCAGCACAUCCUCACAGCUAUCAUUGCAACUACUUCAUCGUCUCCAUGAAUGGAGGAGGGAAGAAAAAAAAGAACGACGGUGAUGAAAAUAAAUAAAGUUGAGGGAGUGAGAAAGAAAUGCGGAAAAAACAGUGAGGAGACAAAUUUUUUUUUAACUUCUCCAUCAAAAUCAUUUAAAUUCUUAACAAGUAUACUUUGUAUUAUAUGGGCGCUUAUAGGCAGUACCGCCAUCAUAUUAAAUUUCCUACUAGUACAAAACAGCGAAGAAAAAAAUCAUAAAAGUUCAAACACACAAGUUCACAUGAUUGGGACUUCCUGGAGAGCGUUCUGCUCAAAUUGUAAGCCACUAAAGAGGCUUUGGAGACAUAAAUAUUCAAUUAAUAAUAUUAAUUUGCAAAAUAUCG
Molecule: messenger RNA, 9577 nt
Organism: Lutzomyia longipalpis
Lineage: Eukaryota; Metazoa; Arthropoda; Insecta; Diptera; Psychodidae
Product: trypsin alpha-3-like
Exons: 3
Coding region: 6235-7041 (268 amino acids)
Biological process (GO): proteolysis
Molecular function (GO): serine-type endopeptidase activity
Source: RefSeq, a predicted model, not a curated record